Messenger RNA from Arvicola amphibius (Eurasian water vole), 957 nucleotides. It is a transcript of the gene Tacstd2, whose product is annotated as tumor associated calcium signal transducer 2. Gene Ontology annotation, cellular component: membrane; nucleus. The record is from RefSeq and is a predicted model, not a curated record. Bases 1 to 957 code for a protein of 318 amino acids. Gene Ontology annotation, biological process: positive regulation of stem cell differentiation. The transcript has a single exon. Lineage: Eukaryota; Metazoa; Chordata; Mammalia; Rodentia; Cricetidae.
AUGGCUAGGGGCUCGGAGUUAGCGCCUCUGCUACUACUGCUGCUGCUGGCGGUGGUGACCCGCUUUUGCGUGGCACAGACCGACUGUAAGUGUCCCACCAACAAGAUGACCGUCUGCCGCUCUGAGAGCCCAGGUGGCGUCUGCCAAUGCCGGGCAAUUGGCUCACAGGUGUUGGUCAACUGUUCCACGCUGACUUCCAAGUGCCUGCUGCUCAAGGCGCGCAUGAGCGCCCAGAAGAGCGGCCGCACCCUGGUGAAGCCUAGCGAGCAUGCGAUCGUAGACAACGAUGGCCUCUACGACCCAGAGUGCGACGACAAAGGUCACUUUAAGGCACGCCAGUGCAACCAGACCUCGGUGUGCUGGUGUGUAAACUCAGUGGGUGUGCGCCGCACGGACAAGGGCGACCUGAGCCUGCGCUGCGACGAACUGGUGCGCACCCACCACAUCCUCAUUGAAUUAAGCCACCGACGGACCAACAGAGCCUUCAACCACUCUGACUUGGACUCUGAGCUGCGGCGGCUCUUCAAGGAGCGCUACCAGCUGCGCCCCAACUUUCUGUCAGCAGUGCACUACGAGGAACCCACCAUCCAGAUAGAGCUGCGGCAGAACGCAUCGCAGAAGAGCCUGGGAGACGUGGACAUCGCUGACGCCGCCUACUACUUCGAGAGGGACAUCAAAGGCGAGUCGCUUUUCACUGGUCUCCGCGGCCUGGAUGUGCAGGUGCGUGGGGAGCCCCUGCACGUGGAGCGGACUCUCAUCUACUACUUGGACGAGAAGCCCCCCCAGUUCUCCAUGAAGCGCCUCACCGCUGGUCUCAUCGCUGUCAUUGUUGUGGUUGUGUUGGCGCUAGUGGCUGGCGUGGUCGUCUUGGUGAUCACCAAUCGGAGAAAGUCAGGAAAGUACAGAAAGGUGGAGCUAAAGGAGCUGGGGGAGAUGAGAAGCGAACCUAGCUUGUAG